This is a messenger RNA of Closterium sp. Yama58-4, 2814 nucleotides long. NCBI's taxonomy places the organism in Eukaryota, Viridiplantae, Streptophyta, Zygnematophyceae, Desmidiales, Closteriaceae. The record is from the annotation of a GenBank genome assembly.
AUGAUGCGCGUUCUCUGCGUCUUCCUGGCCGUUGCGUGCGUUGCAACGGUGUCCGCCAGCAGCCCCAUCGCUCGUCGCCCACCUAAGGACGCGCCGGCGUGCGCGGCGUGCGACAACGGCACUCUCUGCGUGCCGCUCUUCUCCUUCUGCUUCUCCUCCUCCGGCCCCUCUUGCAAAGACGGCUCCGACUUCGGCGCGCCGUGCGCCGACUACCAGCCCCGCUCGCUCCCCCUUUCUCCCCACCCCACUGCCGUGCGCGCGUGCCCGCAGUGCCCCGCGGGGUCGUCCAAGUGCGCGGACGAGCAGCAGUGCGUGCUGGACUCGGCGCGCUGCGACGGCACCAAGGACUGCCGCGACGGCUCGGACGAGGAUCCCAAGGCGUGCGCUGCCUUCGACUGCUCCUCCAUUGGCAUGGUACGCAACGCGAGUGCUGGUAGGCGGUAUGGGGAUGGUAGGCGAGUGCUCUAUGGCCACGGCGGCCACUGCUGCGACAAAUAUCACUGUUACUCACGCUCCUUUCACACCCUACCCCCCUUCACCCGCUCGUUCCCUGCCAUUUCCACGGGUACACUGCUGACUUCCCUCACCGCGUCCUCCCCGCGCCAUCUCCCACGUCCCCCGCGCGGCAGGAGCGGUCAACAGUGCCCGUCCGGUACGGGGUGCAUGUUCCUCGGACAGGCGUGCGACGGCGUGAGCGACUGCAGCGACGGCAGCGACGAGGACGAAGCUUUCUGCAAAACCUUCAACUGCAGCGACGCUGGCAAGAGCACAUGUCCGUCCGGAGUGGGGUGCAUCUUCCCCGACGCCAUGUGCAACGGCCGCGCUGACUGCACUGACGGCAGCGACGAGGCCGCCACCACCUGCAACGACUCCUUCGACUGCUCCGCCACUGGCCGGGUGGCGUGUCCGCUGAAGGGCGGGUGCGUGUGGGAGUACCAGCUGUGCGACGGCAUGCCUGACUGCCGUGAUGGCAGCGACGAGCUGCCGCAGUUCUGCUCCAAGUUCAACUGCUCCAACUCCUACCGGACGCAGUGCCCAGGAGGGCAGCAGUGCACGUACGAGGGGCUGCUGUGCGAUGGGCGGAAGGACUGCAGUGACGGCAGUGAUGAGGGCGCGCUCUUCUGUAGCAGCUACAACUGCUCGGACACUGACAGGGUGGUGUGUCCAACAGUGGACGGCUCAGCACCGGCAUGUGUUUCGGCCUCUCUGCUCUGUGACGGCACGCCGCACUGUCCGGGCGACAGUGACGAGGACCGUGGCUUCUGUGCGGACCACGAGUGCGCGCCUGGCCUCAUCAAGUGCCCCGGCUCGCUCCUCUGCGUGCCCGGCACGCUCUGCAACGGCUUCCCCGACUGCCGCAUGCCCACCGCCCUCAACACCGCUCCUGACUCCGACCCUGUUGCUGGCCCUGAUGCCGUCCCUCCUCUGAAGCCUGCUGUCAUGCCUCGCACCACCGCUCCCACGGCUACUCCUGGUACGGAUGGUACCACGGCUGGUGUGGGAGGAGUGAUGCAAGGCGGAGCUGCUGUCAUGAUGCUGGAGGGCGUGGCUGCUGACGAUGGAGGAGUCAGCGCUGACGAGGAUCCAGCCAUGUGUGCGGCUUACAAGUGCCCCGAGGGGUGGAGGAAGUGUGCGGACGGGCUGCAGUGCGUGUCAGAGGACGCUUGGUGCAGCGGCGUGAAGGAGUGCCACGAUGGGACCGAUGAGGACGAGGAGACAUGCACGGGGUACGACUGCGCUGCCACAGGGCGCGUGCCGUGUCCAGGGGGAAAGUACUGCCUGUGGAACUACUGUGACGUGUGCAAUGACGAGCGCCAGCCGCUGUGCCCUGAUGCAUCGGACCAGGCGGAGUCGGCGUGCCACCUGAAGCAGCAGUGCCCCGUGCGCUACUACAAGGACGCUCCCCUGCCCCGCCCCCUGCCGCUGCCCCAACAGGACGGCGCCGUGCAGGUGGAACCGGACAGCGAGGGGGCGGAUGGCGCGGAUGGGGGAGAUGGUGAUGCCAAUGGGGGGAACGGAGCAGGGGAGGGUGGGGGGAAGGCGGGUGGGAGCCAUCCGAAGAAGUAUGCCAAGGUGAAGACGGGCACAGGGACGAGCGCUGCUGAUGGCACUGCUGCUGCUAGUCAGAGUGCCAAGGGGGUUGAGGGUGGGAGAAGGCCCGGGCACCAUGCGGCUGGAGUGGGUCACCAUAAGAGCAAGGGGCAGCACAACAAGACGCAGUCCAGUGCUGACGCUGGCAGCGGGAGUGAGGAGGCCAAGGCUGGUAGUGGCAAGAAGGGAGCAAUUGGUACAGAAGAGGCAACAGGCAAGGGCAGCGGCAGUGGCAAACCAGGGAAAGAGGGUGGUGCGAGCAGCAGUCCAAAGAAGCCUGGCAAGGGUGCAAGUCCCACAACAGGAGCUUCAAGGGGGAGUAAGGUGAAUGGCACCAAGGCGGGCAAGGGGGGAGUAGAGAGCAAUGGCACGACGGGAGGGAAGGGAGGUAAGGGUGAUAAGAAUGCGGGAGACAGUAGCAGCAACGGCACCACAAGCAGUGGCAAGAGCAGCAGCAAAGACAUCAAGAGCAAUGGCGAUAGCAGCAAGGGCAGCAGUGGCGAGAGCAAGAAGGGCAAGUCAAGCACAGGAGAUCAAGUGAAGACUGACAGCAGCAAGGCAAAGGGAAGCAGCGGUAGUGGCACCACUGGCACGAGCGAGGCUAAGGCGAAAGGGAAGGCGGAGGGAGGCAAGGGGUCGUCUGCUGGAAAGGUGGCUUCGAGCGGAAGCAUGCAGGCAGAGGACAAAUGUAGCAAGGGAAGCCAGAAGGGCAAGGCGAGCUAG